UCAGCCCUGCAGGCACGCUGGCUCAAUGCUGGGUAAAGCCUCAGGUCACACUGCCAAUGGUCGCCUGAGGCUGGGCACAGACGCCCUUCAGGCAGGGUGGGAGAGCUCUUGGUUCUACUUAUUCCCUGGACUCAGCUGGGUGUCACACACAUGUGGCUGCUGAGCUGGGUUUCCAAGGGCCAGGUGGCUGAAGGGACAAGGGGACACUCCUUCCACCAUCUCAAGACCCAGGGCAGGAGACAAACUGCAGAAUGGCAGGCCCAGGUAACCAACCUCCAGACACUCUCAUAGCUCAACCACGAAGCUUUAAUCACCGAGCUGGGACAAUGUCUGGAUGCCAGGUGAGCUGUUCCAACACUGACAGCUACUUGAGCCAUCCCAGCAAUAUGUCCUUUUCCGCCCGCACUCCAAGCUGGGCCCAAGCCACCAGCCUGCACAGGGUUAACAGCCUCAAGCACCCCUGCACUCCAAGUGGCUCUGGCCCAGAGUUCAGCAGCCGCAGCAACCACUCUGAGUGGUCCCACAACCCCAGCUCCCCAAGGCUUCUACUGAGGAGAAUCUGCCUGGGCCAGCCCUACAAUUCCAAGUGCGUAGAAACCAGUCAUCUGAUGUAUCCCAAGGUGGCCAGAAAGUCCUCUGGUCGUGGCAGCCCCUACUGCCUCCUCUGUAUGGACCAUCCCUCGGGCCCCUCCAGCCCUACCUUCCUGGACCAAUGCAUCAAAGGCAUCAACUACUUGGACCGAUCCGCCAACGCCGUCUACAACAACAGUCGCAGAACAUCGCUGAGCUUGCCAAAGCUUGCAGCCAGCUGCCUGGAACGAGCCACCAACUCCCUCAACCUGGACCACCUGGAUCACUCCGUGCCCCGAAGUUACUCCAGCCCCAGUGCCAGCAUGGCCAGCCCUGACAACUCCACCACCAGCAUCAGCAUUGUGCCGUCCCACAGGGGAGCCAAUGAUUUGCGGUGCCUGGACGAUUCCACCAACACAAGCCAGCACAGCUCUUGCCGGCACCUCAGUCCUGUGCUGCCCCGGAGGUCACGUAAAAAGUUACCUGACCCCCCUUUGUUUGGCAAUGGGCUCUUUUCCUUGGGUCGUCUGCCCAAGUUCUGGGAAGCAAUCCGCUCAGACUGGAGCACCCCCGAGCCCGUCUCCAAACCCUCGAGCUGGUGGUGACAUUGACACCAACCAUGAAAUGGGCAUGUGUCCAUCAAGCUGGAGUUGUGGAAAAUAAAUUGU
This is a messenger RNA of Lemur catta (Ring-tailed lemur), 1238 nucleotides long. RefSeq lists its product as uncharacterized. The record is from RefSeq and is a predicted model, not a curated record. The transcript has 2 exons. Lineage: Eukaryota; Metazoa; Chordata; Mammalia; Primates; Lemuridae. The coding region runs from base 252 to 1175 and encodes 307 amino acids.